AUGAGACUCUUUAUCGGCAGAAAUCCGAGGUCUAUCGUUAUAUCCUCCAAUGGUUAUAAUCUGUCGUUCCAGAUUCCAAGCGUACCUGGUGGUGGUCAACAGCAAUCUACACAACAAAGCUCUAAGACACCGGUAGUGGCUAUCAGAUCAAUUACGGAUGAUGAGCUAGGAGACUUAGCUCGGUAUGUCGAGGUCAAGAGCCGAAUACAUCACGGAUUGCUUGGGUUAGUGUCAAUAAAUGGAGACGUUUCCGUUGCGCUAAUAACUGGCGUGCAAAAAGUUGGAUUUCCCCGAUGGACACUUCAAAACGGGCAAUUGAAUCCAUCUGAAAAUGUUUUCAAGGUUUUAGAUGUCGAUUUCCAUAGCUUGGAUUUACCAAUUUACGAUCAUCUUCACUUCGAAAUCACGGAACAGAACUACGAGAAGCUUGUGCACGAGCAUCCGUGUGGAUUUUUGAAGAAGCUUUUUAGCGAUGGAACGUUUUAUUACUCUAGAGAUUUCGACAUAUCGAAUGUUUUAAAAAAUCAUGGUCUUUCUCACAGUCUGGAUUAUACUAUCGAUAAUCAGGAUAUGAACUAUAUUUGGAAUUCCAGUUUCGUUUCAGAGAUAAUAAAUUGGCGUAGCAGAAUUCCAGCUCAAGAGAAAGAGCUGAUCGGGGACGAAUUUUUUACUUUCCUGAUUAGAGGAUUCUAUAAGACAGCAGUUGUAGAAGAAGCCGAUGUUGUCUCCACGGUAACGCUGAUAACAAGGAUCUCUGCCGAAAGUAAGCAACAAUCUUUAGAAUUAGUUGGUAUUGACGAGCAAGGGAGGGUUUCAGACUUCAUGGAGACAGAAAUAAUUGUGACCACGGAGAAUUAUAUCUUUUCGUAUACUCAGGUUAGUGGAAAUGUACCCCUGUUUUGGGAAGUUGUGGAUGGUCAGCUCUUACAUGGCCGUAAACUAAAGCUUACUAAGAGUGCUGAACAGUCUCAAGCUGCGUUUGACAGGCAUUUCGAUAAUCUAGCAUCAAAAUACGGUAUGGCCAGCGUCGUAAACCUUGUCAAAUCAAGAAGCGAAGCGCAAGAGUCCAUGGCUCGUGCGUACAAAAGCUGUGCAGCUGCCAAGGGUGUUAAGUUAACCAAUGUUGAACUUGGAUCUGGAUUUCUCAGUAAGACACCUCAUAAAUUGCUGUACAUGUUAAAGCAAGAUCUAUAUGAAUUUGGUGCUUUUGCCUAUGAUAAAAAAAGAGGAAUUUACAUUGGGAAACAGACUGGUGUAUUAAGAGUGAGCUGCUACGACUCCGUAGAUCGUACAACUACCGUUGAAAGACUUGUCAGCCGGGAAGUGCUUGAGCUAACGACAGGUGAGCUUUCCGGUGUUGAGAUAACCUCACUAUUGAUCAAGACACAUGAUAGACUUUGGUCAGAAAACAACUAUUGGUUAGAGACUACUUAUUCCAAAAAUAAUAAGAAUUCAAGCAAGUACAGAAAGGUUUAUGGAAAACUAUUCAAUUCUAGAGUGAAGAUUCAUGACCCACUUCAUUCAACGAUAUCUCAGUACCUCAGACUGCGUAAAGAGUCAUAUACCUAUGAGAGAGAUAUCACAAUAUUUGCGGGAACGUUCAAUAUUGGUGGUAAGCUUCCUUCAGAUGAUAUCCGUGAAUGGAUUUGCCCAGAAGAGAUAAAUAAUGAUGCCUCUUUUCCAGAUAUAUUUGUCAUUGGCCUAGAAGAGAUGGUAGAACUUACGCCGGGACAUAUUCUAUCAACAGAUCCAUAUGUGAAGCAGUACUGGGAGAAAAAAAUGCUGAGUGUACUAAAUAAUGCGAAAGUGGACAAGAACUACGGUUGCGUUUGGAGCAGUCAAUUAGGUGGAGUUCUGCUGAUGCUUUUCGUAUGUGAAUCGGAGUACCCAAAAGUGAAGCAUGUCGAAGGUGAUAUGAAGAAGACUGGUUUCGGUGGGAUGACCUCAAACAAAGGAGCUGUUGCAGUGAGCUUCAAAUACUCAGCAACGAAGUUUUGCUUAUUAGUUUCACAUCUAGCAGCUGGUCUGGAGAACGUGGAGCAGCGCCACAAUGAUUAUAAGACUAUUGUCAAGAACAUCAGAUUUUCUCGAGGCCUUAGGAUCAAGGACCAUGAUGUUAUAAUAUGGAUGGGAGAUUUCAAUUACAGAAUUUUAAUGCCCAAUGACGACGUACGCAAGAUGAUAGCGGCUGGAGAGUAUGCAAAGCUGCUUGAAAAGGAUCAGCUCAAUCAACAAAUGAUUGCUGGUGAAGCGUUCCCGUAUUACCACGAGAUGGAAAUUAAUUUUCCUCCGACUUAUAAGUUUGAUCCUGGAACAAAAACGUAUGAUACGAGUGAGAAGAUGCGUAUUCCAGCAUGGACGGACAGGAUUCUGAGUCGCGGAUCAUCUUUGAAGCAGUUGACCUACGGCUGCGCUGAAAAUAUCCUGUUCUCAGAUCAUAGACCAGUCUACGCCACUUUCUUGGCAAGGGUUACAGUUCUUGAUGAGCAGGAGAAAGCUGUUAUAGCCGCAGACAUUUACCAAAGGAUUGCCAGAAAACUAGCCAAUUCGAGUGAGAAAGAUAAAUUAGCCUUGCUGAGUGACAGUAACUUGUUGCUCGACAGCCUAGAGGAAGACGGCGUGAGAAAUCUAUCGACACAGUCUCAAGUUGCUGCGUUAGCCCAGAAUAGAGGUGGACGACUUCCAGCACCUAGUUCGGACUUCAAGAAGUGGUGGAUUGGGAACGGAAAGCAAGUAAAGGUCGUGCUUGAUGUUGACACACAAAACUACAUUAUCAAUCCUGAGCGAGACGUAAAUCCGUUCUCCGAAGAUAAUGGUGAGUUGUCGUUAUUUGUUCCCAGGGAAACUACAUAG
This is a messenger RNA of Torulaspora delbrueckii, 2853 nucleotides long. RefSeq names its product phosphoinositide 5-phosphatase INP51 (gene INP51). The transcript has a single exon. The record is from RefSeq and is a predicted model, not a curated record. NCBI's taxonomy places the organism in Eukaryota, Fungi, Ascomycota, Saccharomycetes, Saccharomycetales, Saccharomycetaceae. Gene Ontology annotation, cellular component: cytoplasm; membrane. Gene Ontology annotation, molecular function: phosphatidylinositol-3,5-bisphosphate 5-phosphatase activity; phosphatidylinositol-4,5-bisphosphate 5-phosphatase activity. Gene Ontology annotation, biological process: phosphatidylinositol dephosphorylation. Bases 1 to 2853 code for a protein of 950 amino acids.